Gossypium arboreum is the source of this 1164-nucleotide messenger RNA. Its product is annotated as peroxisomal and mitochondrial division factor 2-like. Bases 1 to 1164 code for a protein of 387 amino acids. The transcript has 4 exons. Gene Ontology annotation, cellular component: chloroplast thylakoid membrane; thylakoid. The record is from RefSeq and is a predicted model, not a curated record. Lineage: Eukaryota; Viridiplantae; Streptophyta; Magnoliopsida; Malvales; Malvaceae.
AUGGAAAAUUCAAUGACCACCAAUGGCGAAGUGGAGACGAUAGAGAAGUUCCACGACUCCGAUGAAGCUAAAAUAUCUAAACUGGUUAAUAAAAUCGAAGGUCUUGAAAGCGAGAAGAUAAAAUUGACUAAUGAAAACAAAGAAAUGAUGGAACAGAUGGAAAAAUUGAAUCAUGAAAUGGAUCAUCUGCAAAAAAGGGAUGAAGAAAUGAGAUUAGAAAUGGAUGAGUGGGAUGAAGAUUCAAGUUUCCUGGAAUCGAUUGCAGCGAGAUCGGCUAACUUAGAAACUGAAGUCACGAGGCUUCAACAUGAUCUGAGAACAUCGACGCGUGAAGUAGGUGAAGCGAAGAAAGAGGUGAUUCAGUUAAAGAAAGCACUGGAGGAGAAAGCAUUGGUGAUCGAAAGACUGCGCCACGAAAUCGCUGAGUUGAGAAAAGAGAAAGUUAAGAGAGAGAAGAAAGGGAGGGAGCUGGAAGCAAAAAUAGGGAUUUUAGAAGUGAGAGUAACGGAGGAAAGGGGAAAGAAAUCUAGGGUCCAAGAGGAAAUGAAGGAAAGGAUCGAUGAGCUUAAGAAGAAAAUUGAAGAUCUCGAAGCCGAUGCAGCUAAAAUGAGCAAUGAAUUGAAAAGAAGGAAGGAAGAAAAACGACAAUGUGAGGAGAAGGCAAUGGGGUUGGAAUUCAACAUGUUGGCCUUAAAGGAUAUGGUGGACGAGAAGACAAACGAAGCUAAAAGUGGAAAGGUUAAGGAUAUUGGUUACAUAGAUAAAAGGUUGGAGGUUCCGAUUGCGACAGUCGGAACAGUUGCUGCCAUUGCUGUGGUGGUUGCUGUGUGGGAUAAAGUUGAGACCAAGACCACGGUUCUUUUAUAUGGUGGUGGGGCAAUAGUUGUUGUUUGGCUAUCAUCUAUUCUUGUUGGUGCCAUUAACUCAGUGCCUUUGGUAAGUGAAUCAUCUAUUCUUGUUGGUGCCAUUAACUCAGUGCCUUUGAUAAUGGAGUUGGUUGGCCUUGGAUAUUCCAGAUGGUUUUUCUAUAGAGACAUUCUCUUUAAGAUCAAAGGGAAGUCAUCUUUCGGACAAGCUUUGCUAAUCCGUGGACUAAGGGAUGUAGGCUAUGAGGAAGAAAGGCCUUGUUAUCAUCGAGAUCGACGUAAGGAAAGUAAGGUGUAG